This is a messenger RNA of Diuraphis noxia (Russian wheat aphid), 1173 nucleotides long. RefSeq lists its product as uncharacterized. Lineage: Eukaryota; Metazoa; Arthropoda; Insecta; Hemiptera; Aphididae. The record is from RefSeq and is a predicted model, not a curated record.
GGACACAAUUCGUUCUGACCAUCUGCACGAGCACCUACCUUCGAGCAGCAUAUUAACGGAACACCGUCGUAGUCGUCUUCAUCAGAUAACCACCGAUAUAAUAUCACCGUCAAUAUGAAGGUCUUGUGUAUUACAUUGCUUUUGGUCGCUGCGGCGUUCGCUGAAAACAAGCCAACGAAGCGUAGCUACAACUUCGGAUCCUCUCCAUCAUCUCUUGGAUACGGAUCUGGUUUUGGAUACGGAUCUGGUUUUGGAUAUGGAUCUGGUUUUGGAUACGGAUCUGGUUUUGGAUACAAAUCUGGAUAUCAAUCAGCGUACCCAUCAUCUUAUUCAACUUACUCAGGUGCAUACCCAGCAGUGUCUUACUCCUCUGCCUACCCAGCAUCUUACUCCUCUGCCUACCCGACAUCUUACUCAGCCAAAUCUGCUGCCUUCCCGGUAUCUUACUCCGCUGCAUCCUCUGCUGUCCUCCCAGCAUCUUACUCCUCUGCCUACCCAGCAUCUUACUCUUCUGCAUACCCAGCAUCUUACUCCUCUGCAUACCCAGCAUCUUACGCCUCUGCAUACCCAGCAUCUUACUCCUCUGCAUACCCAGCAUCUUACUCCUCUGCCUACCCAGCAUCUUACUCCUCUGCCUACCCAGCAUCUUACUCAACCUACUCGGCUGCAUCCCCAGCUGCCUCCUUCUACAGUGCCUCCCCAGCAUCUUACUCAACCUACUCGGCUGCAUCCCCAGCUGCCUCUUUCUACAGUGCUUCCCCAGCAUCUUACUCAACCUACUCGGCUGCAUCCCCAGCAUCUUACUCUACUUACUCUGCUGCAUCUCCAGCCUCRUCGUACGGUGCCUACCCAGCAUCAUACUCUGGUGUAAACUCUGCAUCAUACACCGCCGCAUUACCAGCAUCUUAUUCUAGUGUUGUCCCAUCGUCAUACUCUGCAUACUCUGGAGCAUCUCCUCUGGCAUAUUCUGCCAACUCUGCUGCUGCUCAAGUACUAUCCCUGAACGAAAAAUCAUACGGAAACAACGCUGGAUUCGUAUCAACCACAGUUGCACCAAAAUCUGUAUCUUAUGGCCCAACCGAAUACCUAGGAUCUCAGACUUUUAAUGUAAACAAAUAGACAAUGACAAAUUACUUUAUUAAUUGGAAACAAAAAUAUAACAAUGGAAAUCAA